Cladocopium goreaui is the source of this 975-nucleotide messenger RNA. The record is from the annotation of a GenBank genome assembly. NCBI's taxonomy places the organism in Eukaryota, Dinophyceae, Suessiales, Symbiodiniaceae.
AAAGACCUCAGCGCCGUCCUGCACAGCACCCCAUGACAAGCUCCGAAGUGUGGCAAGUGGUCAAGGGUGACAGCGACAAGGAAACGACGCCAGGAAGCUCCCCGAGGACCGGUAGGAUGCAAGAGGAUUCGGAGGAUGAGUUCAUUUGCCAUGUGGUGGUGAAAAGCACCUUCAUUGAGGUGACCAAUGGCUCCAGCAUGAUGCAGCGUUUCAAGAAGUUCCGAAAGUCUAAGACGGACUCAGCUUUACAAGAUUUCACUGAGGAGGAGAUCGUCCUGUCUGAUCUGAAGCUGGAGAAACAGGAAGUGCCAAAGGAUGAACCACUUCCGAAACCUGCAGAGAGACCUGCUGCCAGGACGGGCUGCCCAAAGACUACGGUCAUGAUGCGGAACAUCCCAAACAACUACACCAGGAAGAUGUUCUUGGAGCUUCUCAACAAGCAUGGAUUGCAAUCGUGUUAUGACUUCAUUUACUUGCCUUACGACUUCCAGCGGGAUUCCAACCUUGGUUAUGCAUUCGUGAACCUGCGGGAAGACGCAGUAGAGAUGUUUUGGAGAACCUUUGACGGAUUCUCGCAAUGGUCGUUGCCUUCUUCAAAGGUGUGCAAAGUCACCUGGAGCGGGCCUCACCAGGGUUUUGAAGCUCAUGUGGAACGAUAUCGCAACAGUCCCGUAAUGCACAGGAGCGUGCCCGAGGAAUACAAGCCCCUGAUUUUUUCCGAAGGGACGUCAAUUCCCUUCCCUCCACCAACACGGCGGUUGAAAGCACCAACCACUCGAUGAGGUGGUAUUUUUGUCAUGUACAGUAUAGCUAGGGAAGCAGGUCAAGCGCCGGCAAGCACAGCGGCCCCACAGAACCUAUGAGGUCUGGCAGAAAAGCAGGGGUCUGACGUGACGCCCUUGGCUUUUGAACCUUUGUGGCAGUGUCCUGCUUGAUCAAUCACGUUUGUUUCAACCGGGUGAAACACUUCAAAAC